Molecule: messenger RNA, 768 nt
Organism: Humulus lupulus (European hop)
Lineage: Eukaryota; Viridiplantae; Streptophyta; Magnoliopsida; Rosales; Cannabaceae
Product: secreted RxLR effector protein 161-like
Exons: 1
Coding region: 1-768 (255 amino acids)
Source: RefSeq, a predicted model, not a curated record
AUGAUGCAAAGGCUAAAAAACAUACCUCUUGCAAGUCAUUUCAAAUUAUCUUAUGAGCAAUGUCCAAAAGAUGAAGAUACAAGGAGUGAAAUGGAUAAAAUUCCAUAUGCAAUGGCUGUUGGGUGUCUCAUGUAUAUCAUGGUGAGCACUAGACCUGAUAUAGCUCAUUCAUUGAGUAUUUUAAGUUGUUUCAUGUCCAAUCCUGGCAUGGAGCAUUGGAAUGCCCUCAAGUGGCUAUUGAGAUAUUUAAAAGGGACUGCUAAGUUUGGUUUGGUAUAUCAGAGAUCUAAUGGAGCAUUGACUCUAAAUGGCUAUGUCGAUGCAGACUUUGCUUCAAACAACGACAUAGAAGAUCUACAACAAGCUAUAUGUGUUUUGCUGAAUAAGAGUUGCAUAUGCUGGAAAUCCCAAUUGCAACAAGUUGUGGCGCUUUCUACCACUGAAGUAGAGUUCAUGGCUACUACAGAGGCUUUCAAAGAAGCAAUUUGGUUACAAGGGAUAUUGCAGGAACUUAAGCUGCUUAGAGAGAAGGGAACAAUUUUUUCAGACAGCCAAUCCUUAAUCCAUCUGUGUAAGAACCUUGUAUACCAUGACAAAAGUAAACACAUUGACAUACGUUUGUAUUGGAUUAGAGAAAAGAUUGAGGAUAAGAUUUUGGAACUUGAUAAAGUACCUACAGAAGAAAAUCUUGCAGACUUAGGUACAAAAGUUCUUUCAUUCAGUAAGUUGGCACACUGUCGUGACUUACUGAAUAUUGCAGCAGCUUGA